ACCUCUAACACACACACACACACACACUCUUAUAUCUCAACUUCCAUUAUUUCCAUGGCUACCAACAUAGCAGAAAGAGUGCAAUAUCCAUUAGACUCUUCCUCCUAUAAAAUCGUCGACGAGAUUGGCGCCGGUAACAGCGCCGUCGUCUACAAAGCAAUCUGCAUCCCUAUAAACUCCACACCAGUAGCUAUCAAAUCCAUAGACUUGGAUCGUUCGCGCCCCGACCUUGACGAUGUUAGACGUGAAGCAAAGACAUUAUCACUUCUUUCCCACCCCAACAUCCUCAAAGCUCACUGUUCUUUCACCGUUGACAACCGUCUUUGGGUGGUUAUGCCAUUCAUGGCUGGAGGUUCAUUACAAUCCAUUAUCUCUCACUCUUUCCAAAACGGCUUAACAGAACAAUCCAUAGCUGUUAUUCUCAAAGACACUCUCAAUGCUCUUUCUUACCUUCAUGGACAAGGACAUCUUCAUAGAGAUAUCAAAUCUGGUAACAUCCUUGUUGACUCAAAUGGAUUAGUGAAACUUGCAGAUUUUGGUGUUUCUGCUUCCAUUUAUGAAUCAAACAACUCUGUAGGAGCAUGUUCUUCUUAUUCAUCUUCGUCUUCGAAUUCUUCUUCUUCUCAUAUAUUUACUGAUUUUGCUGGAACACCUUAUUGGAUGGCUCCUGAGGUUAUUCACUCUCAUAAUGGUUACAGUUUCAAAGCUGAUAUCUGGUCUUUUGGGAUAACAGCUUUGGAGUUAGCACAUGGAAGACCACCACUUUCUCAUCUUCCUCCUUCUAAGUCAUUGAUGCUAAACAUUACAAAGAGGUUUAAGUUUUCUGAUUUUGAUAAACAUAGUUACAAGGGUCAUGGUGGUAGUAACAAAUUCUCUAAGGCUUUUAAGGAUAUGGUUGCUUUAUGUUUGAAUCAAGAUCCUACAAAAAGACCCUCUGCUGAGAAGUUACUUAAGCAUUCAUUCUUUAAAAACUGCAAGGGAUCAGAUGUUUUGGUGAAGAAUGUGUUGAAUGGAUUGCCUAGUGUUGAGAAAAGGUAUAAAGAGAUCAAAGCUAUAAUGGAUCCAGAUUCAAAGUGCAAGGAUGAUGGAGACGACGAUGAUGACGAGUCAGUGAAAAAUGUGAAACAGAGAAGAAUCAGUGGCUGGAAUUUCAAUGAAGAUGGAUUGGAACUUGUGCCUGUAUUCCCAAAGGAUCAAAGCAAAGAUGAUGAAGUUGUGAAACAAGUUCGGUUCGAAGAAGAAAAAGUGAUCCAAGAGGAUGCUGUUGUUACAGCAUCAGGAACUGUGAUGGAGCCAAAGACCAAUACUUCUGAUGUGGUUGAUCAUGAAAAUGUCGGUGGUGUUGUUAAGAACCGUGAAGCUACGUUGGCAACGUUGAAUGUGUUGAAAGAGAGCUUGGAACAAGAGUUGGGACAAGUUAAGUUUCUAAUGAAUCUAAUUGGUGGAGAGGAGAUUCAUGUGGCUGAAAGUGAUGAGAAAAUGGUGCAAGAGAUCUCUAAGUUGAGGACAGAAUUGGAAAAUGAGAAGAAGAAGAACUUGCAGCUGGAGAUGCAGCUGGAGAAUAUCAAGCUUCACCUAAUUUCCUCUGCUGCUAAUAGUCCUACUAGUUAAUUAACUUGAUAAUAUGUGUUUCUACAUAAUAUCUCUGAUAUGUUGUAUUUCUUAAAUUUAGAUACUCUACCGGAGAUGUGCAACAAUCAUAGAGAAUUUAAGCUCCUGUUACGGAAUUUGGAUUCUCUAUAACUGUUGCACAGUGCAACGGAUUAUAAGAUAGUUGGAUCUAAAUUUUAAUAAAUUUAGAUGAAACGGCCCUAUAGAGACCGUCACAUCAAUUUUAAUAAAUUUAGAUCCAACGGUCCUACAGAGACCGUUGCAUCUGUAGCAAGCGUUCAAUAUGAACUUCUCAAAUACUAGAUGGCAGGGGAUAGUUUUAUUUUAACAGAGAAAUGAAAAAUCGGAAAUAAACGUUGUUGAA
Messenger RNA from Medicago truncatula (barrel medic), 1975 nucleotides. Its product is annotated as serine/threonine-protein kinase BLUS1. Gene Ontology annotation, biological process: protein phosphorylation; regulation of stomatal opening. The coding region runs from base 55 to 1611 and encodes 518 amino acids. The transcript has a single exon. Gene Ontology annotation, molecular function: protein serine/threonine kinase activator activity; protein kinase activity; ATP binding. NCBI's taxonomy places the organism in Eukaryota, Viridiplantae, Streptophyta, Magnoliopsida, Fabales, Fabaceae. The record is from RefSeq and is a predicted model, not a curated record.